Messenger RNA from Miscanthus lutarioriparius, 366 nucleotides. The record is from the annotation of a GenBank genome assembly. NCBI's taxonomy places the organism in Eukaryota, Viridiplantae, Streptophyta, Magnoliopsida, Poales, Poaceae.
AUGGAACACGAGGAGGCGGCGAAGCACCUCGCUGACGCUGCUGAGGGCGCCGACGGCGUCAACAGUGGCGGCCAAAACGUGGUCUUCUCGCCGCUGUCCAUCUAUGCCGCGCUAGCCCUGCUGUCCGCCGGGGCACGUGGUACCACCCUGGACGAGGUGCGGGCCGUGCUCGGCGCGUCGUCGCGCGACGAGAUCGCCGAGUUCGUUAGUGCCGUGGUGGAGCGCGCCCUCGCUGACCACUCCGAGUCCAGUGCGCCCCUUUGUCAAGUUCGCGUGCGCGCUCUGGCACGAGAAGACAAUGGCGCUGAAGCCGGCUUACAGGACAGCCGCCGUUCAAUCCUACAAGGCCGAGACGCACGCCGCUGA